AUGCCUGUAAGAGGAAACCACUUGGAGAAAUGGCGUGUGCUCCGAACGAUUGGAGAAGGUGCGCAAGGGAGAUGCAAACUGGUGGAACGAAAGAGCGACGGCGAACUUGCGGUUCGCAAGCAGGUAGACUGGUACACAAAGAUCAACAGCAGUCCCCUAGAAGCGAUAAUUUUAAAUGACGUCCUACCUCCUAGUAGACGGGUCGUGAAGUUGAUUACUUUCUGGUUCACACCAUCCCCGCGCAACGAUGACUAUCUGAUCGAACUGUUUGAGUACUGCCGAGGAGGAGAUUUGAAGCAUGCCGUUACCCAGUAUGGCAGGCUUUCCGAGGACUUCAUCUGGCAUUGCUUCAUCCAGAUUGCCGAAGCCCUGGAUGUAGUGCACAAUGCUGGCUCACAGUUGGUAGUCCACCGGGACGUCAAGCCCGAUAAUAUCUUCCUCGAGCAGAAGUACCGUCACGCAGCUCCUUGGCCUAAUCUCAAAUUAGGGGACUUCGGGGCGGCCACGUUGAAGCCGCACACAGAAGCCAUGCUCAUGCGGUGCUGGCAAGGUCCAGAAUUGCCACACCAUAGUACGGCAGGUGAUAUAUGGGGUUUAGGCGCAAUUAUCCAUUGGAUGGGUUACAGACGACCUCCUAUCACUCCACGUCCGGCAAGGUUCUCACAAAAAGAAUGGGAGAGCCAACCAGCAGCUAGGAGGCCAACGCUACUGCCGAACUCCUAUUCCCUCGAGCUGAAUGACUGCAUGAUGGAAUGUUUGCGAUGGGAUCCGCGAGACCGAAUAUCGAGUCACGAGCUGGUGAAACGCCUGAAGAGAGAUAGGCAUGGAAAACGGCGCUAG
This is a messenger RNA of Letharia lupina, 840 nucleotides long. RefSeq lists its product as uncharacterized. The transcript has a single exon. Gene Ontology annotation, cellular component: cytoplasm; centrosome; nucleus. Gene Ontology annotation, biological process: chromosome segregation; protein phosphorylation. The coding region runs from base 1 to 840 and encodes 279 amino acids. Gene Ontology annotation, molecular function: protein kinase activity; ATP binding. Lineage: Eukaryota; Fungi; Ascomycota; Lecanoromycetes; Lecanorales; Parmeliaceae. The record is from RefSeq and is a predicted model, not a curated record.